CCCAGAGAUAUCGUGAUGCUGGUCGUUGGCCGUGGCCUGUACAAGCCCCGCUGUGUGCGGGGAACUGCUGUUUCGCUGGUCCGACCCAUUGCCUCAGCUCCGAAACAGGACACUCCCACCAAGACCAAAUACGGACCCCUGAAGGAUGAAGACCGUAUCUUCACCAACCUGUAUGGCCGCCAUGACUGGAGGUUGAAGGGAGCUCUGAAACGUGGCGACUGGUACAAAACCAAGGAGAUCCUGCUGAAGGGAGUGGACUGGAUCCUCGGGGAGGUGAAGACGUCGGGAUUGCGAGGCAGGGGUGGAGCCGGCUUCCCCACUGGAAUGAAGUGGGGAUUCAUGAACAAACCGUCCGAUGGCAGGCCCAGGUACCUGGUGGUGAAUGCUGAUGAGGGGGAGCCUGGGACGUGUAAGGACCGGGAGAUUAUGAGACAUGACCCACACAAGCUGAUUGAAGGCUGCCUGGUGGCCGGAAGGUCGAUGGGAGCUCAGGCAGCGUACAUCUACAUCAGGGGAGAAUUCUACAAUGAAGCAUCGAAUGUACAGGUCGCAAUUAAGGAGGCGUACGAGGCCGGCCUGAUCGGGAAAAACGCCUGUGGAUCCGGCUACGACUUUGACGUCUUUGUUUUCCGUGGAGCCGGGGCCUACAUCUGCGGGGAGGAGACGGCCCUCAUCGAGUCCCUGGAGGGGAAGCAGGGGAAACCCCGACUGAAACCCCCCUUCCCGGCCGACGUGGGGCUGUUUGGUUGCCCGACGACGGUUGCUAAUGUGGAGACGGUUGCUGUGUCCCCCACCAUCUGUCGCCGUGGCGGCGAGUGGUUCCACAGCUUCGGGCGCGAACGCAACUCGGGAACCAAACUCUUCAACAUCUCAGGCCAUGUCAACAAUCCGUGCACUGUGGAGGAGGAGAUGUCCAUCCCCCUCAAGGAGCUCAUUGAGAGGCACGCCGGUGGUGUGACCGGAGGCUGGGACAACCUCCUGGCCAUCAUUCCCGGCGGAUCGUCCACACCCCUCAUCCCCAAAUCCGUCUGCGAUGAUGUGAUGAUGGACUUUGACGCAUUGAUCGAGGCUCAGACCGCGCUGGGAACAGCAGCUGUUAUUGUCAUGGAUAAAUCGUCGGACGUGAUUCGGUGUAUAGCCCGGUUGAUGGAGUUUUACAAACACGAGAGCUGUGGCCAGUGCACACCGUGUCGCGAAGGGGUAGACUGGAUGAACCAGAUGCUGUGGCGGUUUGUGAAGGGGGAUGCUCGGCCUGCAGAGAUUGACAUGCUCUGGGAGAUCAGUAAGCAGAUCGAAGGACACACCAUCUGUGCCCUGGGUGAUGGAGCAGCAUGGCCAGCACAGGGUUUGAUCCGACAUUUCCGCCCAGAGAUGGAGAAGAGGAUCGCAUCGUUCCGGGACGCUGGAGCAGCGAAGGCUGCAGUGUGAACCGAGCCCGGUGCUGAACUGUUAGCAGCUCAGAGGCCGUGCUGCAGUCCCGAGAGAGAGAGAGAGACUCUGUCUGUGUGUGUGAGAGAGAGAGGCCUGUAUUUAUCAGGGUGGUGCCCUGUCAAGGCUGUGACCUCCUCCUCGUGUAGACGCCAGCUUUUCAGUUCAGGCUGAUGGUUGUACUUUUUGAAAUGUCUCCGUAGCUCAAUAAAACACCCGUUUCUGAA
Messenger RNA from Rhincodon typus (whale shark), 1655 nucleotides. RefSeq names its product NADH:ubiquinone oxidoreductase core subunit V1 (gene ndufv1). The transcript is spliced from 10 exons. Lineage: Eukaryota; Metazoa; Chordata; Chondrichthyes; Orectolobiformes; Rhincodontidae. Gene Ontology annotation, molecular function: 4 iron, 4 sulfur cluster binding; NAD binding; FMN binding. Bases 16 to 1428 code for a protein of 470 amino acids. The record is from RefSeq and is a predicted model, not a curated record. Gene Ontology annotation, biological process: mitochondrial electron transport, NADH to ubiquinone.